Lampris incognitus (smalleye Pacific opah) is the source of this 2986-nucleotide messenger RNA. RefSeq lists its product as uncharacterized. Lineage: Eukaryota; Metazoa; Chordata; Actinopteri; Lampriformes; Lampridae. The transcript has 3 exons. Bases 196 to 924 code for a protein of 242 amino acids. The record is from RefSeq and is a predicted model, not a curated record.
CUAAGGCCGCACGCGACGUGCCGCGCUCGCGCGGUAGCCCUAGUCUUCACGGCGCGUUUCCACUGUGCGACCCGUGCCCGGCCAGCUUCUUGUCCCGCGCCAUCGUGUUUUGUUUUUUCUUUUUUUUGGUUUUCCGGCGGCCUCCCCGAGCUUCCAGUCGCGCCCCGCCGGUGCUUUCAAACGGGCCGGGGAGCCAUGGCGAGUGCGAGCAACAGCCGCCAGUAUUGGUCCAUGAGUGAAACAAAAGCGUUGCUCAACAUAUGGGCCGACGAGGCCGUUCAGCAACAACUGGAGGGCGUGUGUCGCAAUGAAGAAGUCAUCCAGUUUAUGGUAGACGAGCUGGCCAAGUCGGGGAUACAGCGCACAACCACCCAAGUUAGGGAGAAGCUGAAAAAGAUGAGGCAUCUGUACAAGGCGGCGAAGCGAGACGGCAAGAAGAAUUUCCCUUUUCUGGAGCUGAUGGACAGGGUGCUCGGGGGGAGAGGAGAGGGUCAGCUGGGAGCAGAGACUUGUCAAAUUCCCAAAGCUACAAACAAGUCUUUGACUCACCCGGGAGAAAACUCGGAAAGCGGCGGUAUUCCUGCAGCGAGAAGAGGAACAAAUCUGUUCCCUAGAAUAAAACCCGAGACCCGUAAACGGAGGGCCAACAGUGACACUACGAAGGAGUUCCUUAAUGCAAUGGCAGAAUGCCACAGGCAGUGGUUGGAGAAGGAGCAGGAGCUCAGGAGGGAGGAAUGGGAGAGGGAGACCAAGUUGAGGCAUGAAGAGAUGCAACAAGAGCUGGCUUUAAGAAGGGAGGAGGGGGAGCGAGAGGAAAGACUGAGACUUGCGGAGAUGGAAGCUCGGAGAAAGGACAAUGAGCUACUAACGUCUUGCUUGACACAAAUUGUAAAGUUUAUUGCAAAGGACCCUGGCACGAUGUAAGAUCAUUAUAUCAUUAAGAUUAUUAAUACAGCAUAUUCCCUGAACUCGAAUGCCUUACAAAGAACAUAAAAGCACAAUAAGGCCUUACUCCAGGCCAAUGACAAUGGAGUGCGUCUGCUCAUGGUUAUUCAGAACAAAGUGGCUGUCUCGUCAGAAUUAGUUUUAUAAAGUCAUAAGCCCAGCGCUGCGCAUUAGCAUGAUUCACUUUUAUGAAGCGCCUGUGGCUUAAGGUAUUUAUGACAGGCCCCAGUGCAUGCUAGUUACUAGUUGUGAAGCACACACACACACACCAUUAGGCGUAUAUAUAUAUAUAUAUUUUUUAUUUUACCAACAAUGUUUUGGAUUUUACUGUUGAAUGAGUUACUUAGGCUAUUGUAUUGGGAGAGAGGUCAAAAAGAAAGCUAUCAGAGCCAUGGAUAGCGGUCUGACACACUAACGUAAACAGACAAAUCAACAAGUCAACUAAUCAACCAACUAUAGCUGGAAUGUUUACACAACUAUAGCUGUUAUUGGGAAGGUAUGUAGGUAAUAAAAGGCAUCAUCAGGCAAGUUGCUAGAUAAAUAGCAUAUAAAAUACUGUAACUAUGCAUAGCUGACUAGAGCUAACAAUUUAUUGUUGACAUGGAUAAAUUGUUUCUGCAGUCAGUUUAACUAGUUGCUUGUUGCCGUCUGCUUCACAUCAGAGAAGCAUUAAUGAGCUGAUCUCCAUGACUGAAACGUAGGGCGAAAUCGUUGUUGCUGGUGAAAACUUUCAAAGAAGUAACAAUCAAAACAUGCACUGUGAUGUGUCAUUACUGCAAUUCAAAAUCCUCUGUUGCACACACGUCCUGGUGUAAAUCAUUUGUGCAGUAUUUCAAGCGCAGUAAUGAAGUUGUCUUUUCUUUCUGCCUCUUGUAUGUUUGAAAUGCAUGACUGCUCGCUCAGCUUGCAGAUGUGCUCAGCUCGUCAGUCUUGACGUUCAGAUUUUGCACCUAAACUAGCGAUACCGUAUCAUCUGGUCACAUGAUCAAAUAGAGAUUUGACAUUACCCAGCAAUCAUAAUUGCAUAUCUGUACGUCACAAACAUACCAAAGAACAUACAUUGUCUUUAUGCAUGCUCAAUAAUCCAGGUAAGGAAAUUACAGAAAGUUGAAUCAGUUCAUCUGGACACAACAUUUAUUGAGAGAAAAUGUCUCAUCGCUCAUCUAAGUGACCUAAACUGACGACGUCCCCACCGACACAGCGGCUGGGGAAGGGGAGAAAUCCCACAUUAAACAGGCCCUGGUUAAGUGAGGUUAUCCUAACUGGGCGCUUGUCAAAGCCAGGAAGACAUCCAAACAGUGCACCAGCCAAUCGAAGAGAGGAGAAGGACAACAGCUGUCUAAGCAUAAACCAGUGGCGAUUCCGCAUGUGGCGGGAGUGUCGAAACAGCUGAGACACAUACAGAAGAGGGAACAACCAUCCCUGAACCUAAGGGGGGGCUAUUCGAAGUGUGGUACUGAUUAUCGUUUCGGAAUUUCUUUAGCUAAAAAAAAUGUGCACCAGGAGAAAUUGAAAGUAGUUGAAAUUACUGUACAUUUUCUGUCAUAACCUGUUGUACCAUAAAACUGGUAUCAGGAUCACCAUGUUUUGGUGGCCUGCCAUUUGUAGGAUAAAGCUGACUGUCGGCAGUCCACUCUGGAAGGGAUACAUCCAUGUUUUUCUCACAGAGAUUGUGUAGAACGCAGCAUGUCUCUAUCAUAUGCUUGACAGCCUCAACAUUGCAGUCAUUUCGUUUGCUCAGACAUGUCCACCUGCCCUUCAACCUCCCAAAUGCUUGGUCAGCCACACAGCGCGCUUGACUAAUCUGAGUGUUGAACAGUUCUUGUUCAGGUGUCAGCCAGCCUGUGUUGGGGUACGGUUUGACAAGCCAGUUUUGUGAAGGAUACUUAACGUCACCGAGAAUAAAGUGACCGAUACCUGUUCCACAAAUUUGAUGCAUUCUGCUGGGGAAAUGGUCAGACACCCAUGAUUGUCCAGAUCCACUGCAAUCAUUUACCCACCUUGGGCAGCUCAUGUUCAAAUCCCAGAAUAAACCUUUGCC